GAUGGCUCAUCCACCCAGAUCCAUCACCAACUCCAAAUACAAGUCAGGUAAUGGAUGACUUCAGCGAAUGCCAUUCCAUCGCGAUAAGAAUGAGGAGACUGAGUGUCUGCGGUUGGUCGAUGAGGUCACGCCGUGACACACUUAGUCACGCCCUCAUACACAUGCCCCUAGCUGGAUAUAUUUGGAAGGUGCCGUUCAGCCGCCUUAUUUAAGUCCGACUAAGAACGUCGGAGGGGGGAGGCUGCCGUUGCAUUCCCCCGGAGUACCACCAGAGCAAAGGGGACCACCGGAAUACCAUCGAUACCACUCAAGACUUGCAAGAAUACCCAGCAAGAAUGGCCUCGUCGACCCCCUUUCCAUCCACAGCCUCAGACUCGCCCAACAGAUAUCCCACCAACACCCGCACACCCCACUCUCAACUCCACCACCCACUCCUCAGAGACACGCGUUCAUCAGACCCCACUCGUCCCUCUCCAUCCUCGUCAUCUCCUCUACGCGUCAACGUCAAUGCCCCAAAUACCGCCUCACCACGCAAACCACCCAGCCUGAUCGACUCCCCGCCAAGGUCUGCAGCACGCUCACGACCGACCUCGCCCAUCCGCGGCAUACUCCAGUGGGGACUUCACCGCCAAGAACGUGAACGCGAAACGCCCUUCGUACCAGUAGACCCCUUCAGCAGGCGGUUUCGCAGGUUCUCGUUAUAUAACAGUCCAGACGUCGAACAGGGCCAUCGCCCAUUCGUCGACCCCGUCGCGUGCGAAGAAUCCCUCUUUUUCUGUUGCUUCCCCUGUCCGAAUCCUAGAGACCGCAUCCGUAAACACGCUCAGCGCGCGAAGGAUUUCAUCACAGACACGCUCCCAAGACAAGUAUACCUACACCUAAUGCUACGACUCCCUUCCUUGUAUUUCUCGCGCAUCGCGAGGCUCUUCGAAGAAGCCGAAGUCAGUCAGCCAGAUAUCGACAGGUUACUCCGUGCAUGUGAAGCCAGCAACCGUACCUGGGAUCGACGUGCAAGAAUGAGCCCCAUUCCACAGACGCCUAAUGUAUAUCAUCACGAUCACGGUCUACCUUUUUCGGACGACUGGACUACGGCAAACGUAGGUCCUGCACUGGUCAGGUUCAAGAGUUCCUGGGAGUCCUUCAUCGAUUCCCUCCUCCGAGAAUGGAAGACGCUCAACAUCGUCUCCGCACUACUACUCUCAGCCAUCCUGUCCAUGUUCCAAAACCAAGAAAUGUCCUACGACCCCCUCGUACGCACGACGGCACUCCUCUCGCUCACCUGCGCGCUCAUGUCCCUCUUGUACGGAUGCGUCUACAUCAUCCGAUUUGCCACCAUGAAAAGCAUGUACAAGGCCACGCGGUGGGCACAGGAAACACAGAGAACCACAACAUUCAUUUUGUGGAACGUCUGGGUAAUGCUGGCGUUGCCCGGGAUAUGGCUGGCUUGGUCCAUGAUAUUUUUCAUCGUCUCUAUCCUCGCUUUCGUAUGGCACUCCGGGUCCACAACAGAUCCGGCCACACCUUCCCCACUCAGCCCCAACGCAGCAAUUGGCCCCCGAGUGCUCAUCUCAGCCUUUUUCUUCUUGGGCCUCGUUUAUUUUUGCGCGAUCGUGAAGACGUUACAGGGGUACGGCAGGGUGAGCGGUACGACAAGGGACACAGAAAUGGCGAGGGAAACGAGAGAUGCCAUCAGGGAAGGGAGGGAUGGAGAGAGGGAGAUGGAGAGAAGAAGCGAGAGGGGGAGAGGACGCGAAAGACGGCCUGGGCGAGGCAGAGCAAACGACCGCGAAAAAGACUGGAAACGCACCCCGCGUGAAGACGAUGGACCCGAAAGCGAACCAGAGCCAAUCUCUCGGACGUACAACCACGGUGGCGGUAAUGACGAUCGCAGUUCAUCCGCUUUGGACGUCCUUCCGGGUCUCGGGUUGCGCGGACUAGAGAGUCCGCGUGCCUCGGAUGAGCAGGGACGCGAGCAGGAGCGUACUCGAGAUGUGGCUCGUGAUGUCGUGUAUGAAGAAGGUAGCCUAGAGAGUGGUGAGGGGAGAGAACAUCGUGAUGGAACUGCGAGUGUGUAAGUCGCAGGCGCCCGGUGUUGGAAGAAGAGGGGAAGGGGGCAUAAUAGCAUAUGUUACCAAGCACCCAUUCGUGGGUACUUUUAUUGGACCAUCAGGGCACACCAUGGCGUUGUAUCGUUGAUGGGGAGACAGUAGUACUCUGCGUGUUUUUCUUAUUCCAGCAGUAUUUUAUUCGCUCGAGACACCGGAGUCGUGCGGCGCAUCACGGAUAACAGACAAAGCCAAGC
Pisolithus orientalis is the source of this 2302-nucleotide messenger RNA. RefSeq lists its product as uncharacterized. The transcript is spliced from 4 exons. The record is from RefSeq and is a predicted model, not a curated record. NCBI's taxonomy places the organism in Eukaryota, Fungi, Basidiomycota, Agaricomycetes, Boletales, Pisolithaceae. Bases 336 to 2075 code for a protein of 579 amino acids.